Molecule: messenger RNA, 1681 nt
Organism: Orcinus orca (killer whale)
Lineage: Eukaryota; Metazoa; Chordata; Mammalia; Artiodactyla; Delphinidae
Product: transmembrane protein 202-like
Exons: 5
Coding region: 283-882 (199 amino acids)
Cellular component (GO): plasma membrane
Source: RefSeq, a predicted model, not a curated record
GAUAUGGGGGCUUGGGCUGGGUCAGGGUGGGCUCAGUGUAGGGUCUUGGUGGGGUCAGGACUGGGUCAAGAAGGGGUCAUGGCUGGGUCAGAGAGGUAGAGGGAGAAGCAUGAAUCAGAGCAUGAACUCAGGGUGUAGAGGCCCCAAGGUAGUCUGUUGGUGUGUGGGAGGGACCCUGUGAAGUCCAGCGUAGCUGGAGCGGAUCAAGCCUCUUCCUGGGAGGAGGACCGCAAGUUUGUCCUGCGGGGCUGGUGUCUUGUCUUCAACAUCCUGGCGACCCUGAUGCUGCUCAGCGUGUUGGAUGGGCGUAUGGCCUACCUGCAGGGCUCCUACACUGGCUACCUGGGCCUCUGGACCAGCUGCGGGAAGCACAAGUGCGCCAGCCUGGGCCAAGUCACCGUUCUCAUCCACAUGAGCACGGGCUUCAUGAUCCUGGCCCUGACCCUGUGUCUGGUCCUCCUCCCGGCCAUGGGCUUCUCCUUCCGGCCAGUGUUCCGCCGCCUUAACAAGGCGGACCUGAUCUUCAGUUCCCUCAGCUUUUGCAUCGGGCUCCUGGUUGUCCUCAGCCUGACACUCUUUGUAGCCAACUGCGAGACGCUCCAACCGAGGCCACAGGUAUCCUACCUGGUGACCACCUACCUGUGCUGGGGCGCCGGCGCCGUGACGCUGGGGGCCGGAACCCUGAGCUACUUAAACUACGUGGGCAUGUGGGGCAAAAAGGGGCCCUCCAUGGAGCAGCGGCUGAACCACCGGCGGUGCGUCUCGCAGCAGAGCACCCUGAAGUUCAUGUCCGAACAGCAGCGGUCAGACCCAGACUCGAAGAGCACCGAGGAAGAGCCCAGUUCACUUCCUCCCCAAGAACCCCCGUCUAAGCCUCUCUAAGCAAUUGCACCCGAGCUUCUCAGGACACUGACGCCUCACCGCCGCCAGGUGCCGGGCCCACCCAUUUCAUCUUGGCCACGCGCCCGAGACUAGACUUCCCUGGAGGUCCCACUCCCUAAGAACCCCCCGAGAACAGGUGACAAAGCCCCACCCCUCGAGCCAGGGCCCUCCUUUGGCGGCUCGGUUCCCGCUCAGUCCUCACCCUGCCCCCACCCCGGAAGUCCAACACCGCCCCCUCCAGUUCUGCACUCCGCCUGUGCUGUGUGGCCUGUUGGUGUGGCCCCGCCCCCGAGCCUAGCUAGGCCCCGCCCCCAGGUGUCCAGCCGUCGCUGGCCGCGGCCCGAAGCCGCACUUCAUCAUAGGAAUUCCUACCUCUCCGAGGGCCAGCACCGCCCCAGGAUGUCCAGUCUUGACCCGGGCCGACACGACACUGCCUAGCCUUUGAUGUAGCCACGCUCCUCGGCGGAACAGACCCCUCCCCAGGGAGGUGUGGCUUGCAAUUAUACCCCCCGCCCCUUCCUGGCUUCCCUGCCACAAUAAAACGUGGGCCCUAUCUCUCAGAGUCCGAGCCUCCGUUUCAUGCUCUCCCCCAGGGCAGAGUGGGGCUCAGAGUUCUUGCCUUGUCCUUUGGGGUCUGAGCCUUUCUCUGCCUCUUUGUCCACACCUGCCUCUGAUCCUUCCUUUCCCCUCUGAUCAUAACUGCACAUCUCCCGCCGAGAGAGACCGGGAGGGCUGGGGAGGCUCUAGUCUGGGCCGGAUGGGUCCCGAGUUCCCAGGUGUCUAGCGUCUGGAAGGCCAA